GUUCGUGCCUGCAGACUGACUCGCCUCUCCCUUACAGCACUCCCAUCCACCGUAAAGACGAGCUUUUUGCGGAAGGAGAACGCUUUUUAUAUACAUGCUGUAGCUGGAGCAUAGAGGCAGCUGUGUUCUUUCUGUAUCUUCUCCUGUGCUUUCCUCUCGUCACUGAAUGAAAGAGGGAGGCUGUGAGAGAGAGAGAGAGAGGGAGAGACGGUGCAGGUUCUGGAGUGGUCUGUCAAUGUGAUUAGGUAAACGUCGUUGAAGCGCAUGCAUUCACUUGUAUUUCUUUACAAACAGGAGAAGUGGACCUGUGUCUUCUGCACUGCAACGGUCGGUUCCAACUGAGCCAUCCAGACUUUAGUGCCUUUACAGGAAAAGUGCAGUGCUAACUUUCUACGUUUAAAAAAUUACUAAAAAGAUCGGAUUGCAUUUUUUCCUUCAAACAUUUUUGAGGUGAUGUCAUCGCGCUCUGUUUUGGCUGGUAUUGUGCCGGAGCUCAGGGAGGACCGCAGCCAGGCAACCAGCGGUUGAAACGGUCGGGGAAGUCCGAGAAAUCAGGUGCAGAGAGCGCCUGUCAUUUCCGUGCUGUCGCGGGUGGCUGGGUCCGCCACCCAGUCACAGCUGUUCCCAUCCUCUCCAACUCCCCCUCCCUCCAUCCCUACCUCUAUCUCCCUCCCCUCCUCCCUUUCAUUCAACUCUCUCCAUCUCCAUCUGAGCUGGACCGCUACGGGCUCUUAUCCACAUUAUUUGACACUGUUGUUCGGUGUCCCCGGGGCCAGAGACUUCGUGACCCAUCGUGGGGUCGCAGCCAUGACCGAGCCCGCCCUGCAGCACCCGGCGCCCGCAGAGGCCCCUUCUUCACGCCGCCCUCGCCUCCAACCCGUCCAGGUACCCCGCAUCCCGCAGCGCCUGGCAUUGCCUCGCAGGGACUAGAGACCUUGGGCUCCAGCCUGCGUCCAGACAACCACUCCUCCCUUACCAUCCCUCAUUCUGCGUCUCAUCUCUUCAAAUUCGUCUCUAAUGUGGACUUCUCUCGGAAUAAAGUUAUUGACCUAGUAUAAACUUUAUUGUCGCACUAAAACACCAAUACGAACGUGGAUUACGCAUAAGAUUACCGGGAGAAAACAUCGUCAAUAAAUGACAUUGGAGUGAUUUUGACUGACAUUAGUUUCAUUAUUGAUACGUAGCAGGUGAGUCGAUUGGAGUUUAGCCUCUAUGAGUCGUGAACGCGCUUUCACCUGUUCCUCUCCAGCCCGGAGGUGCGCAACUGUUUGAUGACCUAACCUCCCCCCGCGCCCCGCCCCUCCCCGUUGCACCGGCCACCGUGACAGCCAAGAGAGGUAGCCCUCCAGUCACAGUGGCACGGCCACCCCCCGCCCCACAACCUGCCCUGCCCGCGCCCUCACACCCACCCCGCCGAUGCCAACGGGAGUGUCCGCUGACUCUUUGACCCUCCACUCCGUCCAGCGGAUUAUAAAAACACAAGUGAACUCUCCGGACUGUCGGACCGGCUCUGACCGAGCGAGGCGAUUGACUCUGGGCGAAGUUCCCUAGUGGAGGGGGAAGCGAUGCGGUCCCUUCUCUCCACGCUGGCUGUCUUUCUUUGACCAUAUGGACACGGCAGUUUUUGAUGGGCAUGGUUCAUGGAUGCUCUGGCCUGGGUAUUCGACGUCUCAUCUCUUCCCAUCGGUCACCAUAGAAACGUGUCAAAGAAGAUGCAUCCAGAUGUUGCUGGUGAUGUGCAAUCCAUUGCAGCAGGUGUUUGGCGUGGAUGGGGUUAACUUCAGCGUGCACGUGGAGAACCAGACCCGGGUGAGAGAUGCUAUGAGCCGGCGGCACCACCGGGUCUACCAGCUCUACAGCCGCACCAGCGGCAAACACGUCCAGGUGCUGGGGAGACGCAUCAGUGCCCGCGGAGAGGACGGAGACAAAUAUGCCCAGCUUGUAGUGGAGGCCGACACCUUUGGUAGCCAGGUGAGAAUCCGUGGCAAAGAAACCAACUUCUACCUGUGCAUGAACCGCCGCGGCAAGCUGGUGGGAAAGAAGGCCAGUAAUAAAAGUGAAGACUGCGUGUUCGUGGAGAAGGUUCUAGAGAACCACUACACCGCAUUGAUGUCAUCACGCUACGCAGGCUGGUACGUUGGCUUCACCAAGCGGGGGCGACCUCGCCGCGGCCCCCACACGCUGCCCAACCAGCAGGACGUCCACUUCAUGAAGCGCUUCCCGCCCGGGGAGUACCCUGAAACCACUCCCUUCCGCUUCACAACGGUCAACAAGAGGAGCAAGAGGGUCCGUGCCACCGGGCCCCGCUAGCAGCUAACGCUAAUGGCUACCCUCCAUCCACUGCCCAUUGCCACCUGUACCUGCUUAUUCAGUAAUCGCUAACAUGAUAACAUUGACCCUUCCUCUGGACUUUAAUACAUGCUAAUUGGCUAACCUGAAGCUAAUCGAUAAUGGGAUAACAUUGACCCUUCCUCUGGACUUUAAUACAUGCUAAUUGGCUAACCUGAAGCUAAUCGAUAAUGGGAUAACAUUGACCCUUCCUCUGGACCUUAAUACGUGCUAAUUGGCUAACCUGAAGCUAAUAGAUAAUGGGAUAACAUUGACCCUUCCUCUGGACUUUAAUACAUGCUAAUUGGCUAACCUGAAGCUAGUGGGCCAGUGAUACACCCAGAUAGUGGGCCAGUGAUACACCCAGAUUCCUGACCCCACCUAACGCUUCCCGCUACUGGGAUAACAUGUACCUUACUCUGGACCCUGAUUGGUAGGUUUACUAACUGUGCUAGUGCCACAGUACAUCCACUAACUUGACACUUGGCCCUGCUAAGCCGUCACUGCACUAGGCUCCACGAUCUCUGUCCAUUGACUGAAGGCCACUAGCUUGUAGCCCUGCUAUCACAACUAGCCCAUCAACCUGGCCCACUCCCCUGACAGGCCCAGACACUAUGACAAGGCCCCUGAAAGCUAGCUAAACUGAUGACCAGGCUUUCCAACCUGUGUAGGCCUCGUUUCCCUCCAACCUCCAAGCUUGAACAUAAUGGUGCUAUUGCACUGUCACUGGCCAGUUAAUCACUAGUUUAGAACGGACAAACAAAAAAAGGGUCACUUUGCUGGUUUAUCAAGCAGCCAUUCUUUAAGGUAAACACUAUUGCUCUGCUAAACAAGAAUGAGUUCAGUGUGUUCUCGAAACUGCGGGUUUAAACUCUUUCUGAGGGCUAAAACGUAGCUAAGCUAGCUACACCGUGAUAGACCCAACCUUACUCACAGGCUUGGACCAGUUCAGCUAUCUGACGCUGUCCAGGACUCCCUGGAUGAUACCCACUUAAUGGACCAAAAGACAGAGACAUGAGAGACAGACAGGUGGACAGACUGAAAGUCUAUGAGACAGUGGCGUCAUGAGAGAAACUGUGGAGCAACCGGUGGACAAACAGCGCAAGGAACACAGGAAGCCAGUGGAGUGGUGAUCAAGCCACAGUACGGGACUAGACAGAAUGGCACUGUGGAGAAAUGGAUGGACUGCUUUGACGCACUUCUCUCUGUCUCACCCCCCUUGGGUGAGAAGAAUCUGUGAGACUUGGGGUGAAUGAAUGUGAAUGUAUGUACAGUAUGUGAGUGUAAGGGCACCAAAGACUAUUUGGGGGGGGGGGAUCUAGAAAGGGACUAGAGGCCUAAAUUAUCCCCAAGGCAACAUCCCCUGGCAACUCACUGAAGUGACGGAAGCUUUAAGAACUGGAAUGUACAAACCGAGCUGAACCAAAAAACAAACCAAAUCUAAUGACCACCAAAGACAACUGGAGACCAGCGCCAUGACACCUCCCCAAUUCCCACUGCCAGGACAGAAUGCCCUCUUCUUAUAGGAUCAGAGGGUGAUGACGGGCGCGUGGGGGAAGGGUGCCUUCUCUUCAUAUAUGCGUUGCUAUAGAAACGACCCGGGAUGACGCUCCUGUGCGAUACCAUGGAUACAGAAUGCUGCUACCAGGACAUUCAGUGGAACACCAAAGUCUUAUACACAAAAUAUAAAGGGAACAAUUUAUUAAAAGUUAUAUAAAGAUGACCAAAAAAAACUAAAUAAGCGAUCUUUUUAUGAUUGUUACUAUAAUUGUUGAUAUUAUUAUUAUAAAAUUAUUUCUUUUAUUUAUUUCAGCUCUGUGUGCAGCAGUCUUUCUCAAGUCAGUAAACCUCCAUCCAGAAACCUGUCUACUGUGUCAUAAAGCAUCUAUACACAGCACAGGAGGUUGGUGGCACCUUAAUUGGGGAGGACGGGCUCGUGGUAAUGGCUGGAGUGGAAUGGUAUCGAAUACAUCAAACAAUCUAAUCAAAUUUGAUUGGUCACAUGCACAUGGAUAGCAGAUGUUAUUGCAAGUAUGGUGAAAUGCUUGUGCUUCUAGUUCCCGGCAUUGCAGCAAUAUCUAACAAUUCUACAACUACUACCUGAUACACACAAAUCUAAGUAAAGGGAUGGAAUAAGAAUAUGUACAAAUACAUAUAUGGAUGGGCCAUGACCUACCCGCAUAGACAAGAUGCAGUGGUUGGUAUAAAACAGUACAUACAACUGGGAUGAGUAGUGCAAGAUAUGCAAACAUUAUUAAAGUGUAAUUAAUAAAGUGACUAGUGAUCCAUUUGUUAGAGUGGCCAAUGAUAUCAAGUCUGUAUGUAGGCAGCAUCCUCUCGGAGUUAGUGAUUGCUGUUUAACAGUCUGAUGGCCUUGAGAUUGAAAAAUAGCUUCUAUCUCUCGGUCCCAGCUUUGAUGCACCUGUACUGACCUCACCUUCUGGAUGGUAGCGGGGUGAACAGGCAGUGGCUCGGGUGGUUGUUGUCCUUGAUGAUCUUUUUUGUCUUCCUGUGACAUCGGGUGCUAUAGGUGUCCUAGAGGGCAGGUGGUUUGCCCCCGGUGAUGCGUUGUGCAGACCACACCCCCCUCUGGUGAGCCCUGCGGUUGUGGGCGGUGCAGUUGCCAUACCAGGCGGUGGUACAGCCCGACAGGAUGCUCUCAAUUGUGCAUUUGUAGAAGUUUGUGAGGGUUUUAGGUGACAUGGUUUCCAUGUGUUUGCUGCCAUUCCAUUCUCUCUGUUCCAGCCAUUAUUACGAGCCAUCCUCCCCUCAGCAGCCUCCACCGAUACACAGGUACACAACCCCUCCAUCAUCAUAAAUUGACAAUAUUUACUGAACUAUGUGGAACAUAAGUCUUCCACAAGAGAGUGUUUCCGUUUUUGGAAAUAUAUAGACACAAUAUUAACAUGUGGGUCUUGUAUGGCCCUAUUAGCUUAACAAAAACCUGCAUUUCUUACUCUACUUAUAUUCCUGACCACUGAUCUGAAAGCAUUGUGGAAAAUAACAGUAGGCUUCUGCAAAGCAGUAGUAUCAUUUUCUUAUUAUUUCUCUCAACCCACGAAUAUAGGCCGACACCUAACCCCCUUCAUCCCACCUAACCCACCACACAAACAACCCUCCAACACCAUCCCAACACACAAUUCUAUCAGGGAACUACCAUGAGACUUCAACAUGGUUGCAUCACAAUAAAUGUAAUCUUGAUUUACUGUAUUAAAUGCUCUUGGCCCCCAUGGCGUCCACCAUGGUUCUCUACCUCA
Messenger RNA from Oncorhynchus nerka (sockeye salmon), 5585 nucleotides. RefSeq names its product fibroblast growth factor 18-like. The transcript is spliced from 6 exons. The record is from RefSeq and is a predicted model, not a curated record. Gene Ontology annotation, biological process: fibroblast growth factor receptor signaling pathway; positive regulation of protein phosphorylation; positive regulation of cell population proliferation. Gene Ontology annotation, molecular function: fibroblast growth factor receptor binding; growth factor activity. Gene Ontology annotation, cellular component: cytoplasm. The coding region runs from base 1609 to 2310 and encodes 233 amino acids. NCBI's taxonomy places the organism in Eukaryota, Metazoa, Chordata, Actinopteri, Salmoniformes, Salmonidae.